Molecule: messenger RNA, 1493 nt
Organism: Nanorana parkeri
Lineage: Eukaryota; Metazoa; Chordata; Amphibia; Anura; Dicroglossidae
Product: protein sidekick-2-like
Exons: 11
Coding region: 51-1493 (480 amino acids)
Biological process (GO): homophilic cell-cell adhesion; axon guidance; dendrite self-avoidance
Cellular component (GO): plasma membrane; axon
Molecular function (GO): cell-cell adhesion mediator activity
Source: RefSeq, a predicted model, not a curated record
CGGUACGGAGUCAGGUCCACCUGGAGGGCAAUCGUUUGGUACUUACGUGCAUGGCGGAGGGGAGCUGGCCUCUCGAAUUUAAAUGGCUGCAUGACCAUAAGGAGCUGACCAAGUUUUCCCUGGAAUACAGGUACAUGAUCACUUCGCUGGACCGGACGCACGCCGGCCAUUACCGCUGCAUCGUGAGGAACCGGCUGGGAGCUUUGCUGCAGAGGCAGACGGAGGUCCAGGUGGCCUACAUGAGCAACUUCGAAGAAGGGGAUACCACCCAGACAGUGUCUCAAGGGGAUGCAGCUGUCAUCGUUGCCCCCAUCAUCGCCAGUUUUCCCCAGCCACAAGUUACCUGGUUCAGAGAUGGCAGGAAGAUCCCUCCAAGCAACCGCAUCGCCAUCACCAAGGACAACACACUAGUGAUCCUGUCCAGCGUAGCCCCCGACGCCGGGCGCUACUACGUCCAAGCCGUCAACGACAAGAACGGCGACAACAAGAGCAGCCAACCCAUCGCCCUCAUCGUGGAAAAUGUUGGUGGACCGGCAGACCCGAUUGCUCCCAUCAUUGUCAUUGCACCUCAGAACACGAGCGUUGUGUCGGGAACCUCUGAGGUGACGAUGGAGUGUGUGGCUAACGCCAGACCCCUUGCCAAGUUAAACAUAAUAUGGAAGAAGGAUGGAGUUCUCGUCUCCAGCGGGGUGAGCGAAUUUGGGCGCCGCCUCACCAUCCUGAACCCCACCCUGAGUGAUGCUGGCUAUUACUUUUGCGAGGCGACAUUACGCAGCAGCAGCGUACCUCCCGUCACCGCUGGAGCCUACCUAACCGUGUUUGAGCCGCCACAGUUUGUGAAAGAGCCUGACAGACACUUGACCGCAGAGAUGGAGAAAGUGGUGGACAUUCCGUGCCAAGCUAAAGGUGUUCCUCAGCCCUCCAUCUCCUGGUACAAGGAUGCCGCCCUGAUUGAUGUCCGUCGGGAGACCAGGUUUCGCGUGGUAGGCGGGGGGAGCCUUCGGAUCAGCGGGCUGAUGCCUGAGGACACGGGGAUGUUCCAGUGCUUCGCCCGCAACAGUGCGGGGGAGGUGCAGAGCUCCACUUACCUGGCCGUCACCAGCAUUGCUCCUAACAUCACCAAGGGGCCCUUAGACAGCACCGUGAUAGACGGCACAGCUCUGGUGCUGCAGUGUGAAACCUCGGGGGCCCCACGACCUGCUAUCAUGUGGCAGAAAGGCGACAGGAUUUUGGCCAGCGGGUCAGUUCAGCUGCCGCGAUUCACCUUGUUAGAAUCUGGAAGCCUUCUCGUCAGCCCGGCUCACAUUUCCGACAUUGGAACAUACACCUGCACCGCCACCAAUUCCCGCGGCGCUGAUGAAGCCUCCGCCGAUGUUCUCGUGUGGGCUCGGACGCGCAUCAUUAACCCUCCAGCCAACCAGAGUGUAAUUAAAGGGACAAAAGCGUCAAUGUCCUGCGGGGUGUCACAUGACCCCAGCGUCGCCAUAAGGUAA